Molecule: messenger RNA, 623 nt
Organism: Trichoplusia ni (cabbage looper)
Lineage: Eukaryota; Metazoa; Arthropoda; Insecta; Lepidoptera; Noctuidae
Product: alanine--glyoxylate aminotransferase 2, mitochondrial-like
Exons: 3
Coding region: 94-387 (97 amino acids)
Biological process (GO): glyoxylate catabolic process
Cellular component (GO): mitochondrion
Molecular function (GO): L-alanine:glyoxylate transaminase activity
Source: RefSeq, a predicted model, not a curated record
AAGAGCGCAAUUUUAUUGACCACGCGCGGCGACGCAAUACGCUCUUGUUUAUCACAAAUUAUUCAGUAACGAUUGUGCGCUUACGCAGUGAAUAUGGCUGAUAAAGUUGUGAAACUCUGCUGUAAUACGAUAUUAAGACGCUAUGGUACUGCCCCGGCUGCAAAACUGAAUUCGGAUUUUAUACCGAAACAAUAUGUUGGUCCAUCGUACCAGAAGACGGAACAAGUGAAGUCGGCUCACAUUCCCCCGGCGAUGUACAAUAUCUACAAGCGGCCGCUGCUGCUGCACCAGGGUCACAUGCAGUAUCUGUUCGACCACGAGGGUCGCCGCUACCUGGACCUGUUCGGGGGCAUCGUCACCGUCUCCGUGGGACACUGUCAUCCGUAAGUUUUACCUUUUUUGAACCAGGUAAAGGACUUCUUUAUCAUUUAAAUUUAAUCUUACGGAAAAUAAUUUAAUGAUUGGUAGGACGAAAGAGAAGCGCAGCCCACGAUCAUCAUCUCUGAUGCCGAUAUAUGUAUCAAAGUGGUAAAGUCUGUUUAAAUACUUGAAGUGGCACGGUUACACUGGGCCCCGAUUCUACUAUCUACAACGGCCGAUGAAUUAAUGGCAAUUAGAUUUCU